AUGACAACUAAAUUGACUACUUUAAAGGAUAAUGGAACAUGGAGUAUAGUCCCUUUACCCUCUAAUUCUCAUCCUAUUGAUUGUAAAUGGGUAUACAAAGUCAAAAUGAGAGCUGAUGGUAGUGUUGAAAGGUAUAAAACUCAUCUUAUAGCUAAAGAUUAUUCUUUGUCUACAUUGAACAAAGAGGAUGGUGGCUUUAUAGCAUUGCUUGUUUAUGUGAAUGACAUCAUAAUUGCUACUAGUUCUAGUCAGUUAGCUAUUGAUGUAAAGACCUAUCUCGGUUCUCGAUUUAAGUUGAAAGAUCUUAAAGCUAUUAAAUACUUCUUAGGUCUUGAAGUAGCUAGAUCUUUUAAAGGCAUUUUCAUUUGUCAGAGGAAAUAUACACUUGAUCUUCUUCAAGAGCAUGGUCUUCUUGGGGCAAAGCCAGCUACAACUCCCACUACCAGAAAAAUUGGUUUCUGUGAUGGUUUCUUCCAUCACAGAAAGUCCAAAAUCCUUCACAAAUAG
Messenger RNA from Theobroma cacao (cacao), 507 nucleotides. The record is from RefSeq and is a predicted model, not a curated record. NCBI's taxonomy places the organism in Eukaryota, Viridiplantae, Streptophyta, Magnoliopsida, Malvales, Malvaceae.